Molecule: messenger RNA, 999 nt
Organism: Phlebotomus argentipes
Lineage: Eukaryota; Metazoa; Arthropoda; Insecta; Diptera; Psychodidae
Gene: Jhbp3
Product: protein takeout
Exons: 5
Coding region: 196-936 (246 amino acids)
Source: RefSeq, a predicted model, not a curated record
AAAAGAACAGUUCCGAGAUUCUAGCCGCUCAGUCAUCGUCGAUAGGUACUGCGAGAAAAAUCAUUAGGAGUAUUUUCGGUGGAAGAGUCUUGUGAUAGUGCCAGAGUGAUUGAAAAGCAAAUACACAUUUUACUAUACUUUGUCGCGCAGAUAUUUUGUGUUGUUUCACCCAUUAAUUAUAAAAAGUAGAAAAUCAUGUUGCGGGCAUUCAGCCUCGGGCUUUUCAUGUGUCUGUACGCUUCAGUAGCAGCAGAGGAUGUUCCUGAAUACCUUCACAUUUGCCAGCAGACUGACCCAGAGCUCGAGCAGUGCAUGAUCAGGAGCAUAGAGCAGCUGCGUGCGAAGUUGGCUGUGGGUAUCCCGGAACUGGAUAUUCCACGCCUCGAGCCCAUUGAUCUGGGCGAUCUCCUUGUUGCCGGAAGCAACACACCGAAUGGCUUAACGAUCACUGCCAAAGACAUUCAAUCUUACGGAGCAUCCGAUUACCACAUAAAGAAGAUUGAAGUGGUUGAAUAUGGUCAGCACUACAAGCUGCAACUUCAACUUCCACAUCUUUACACAAAGGGAAGGUAUGCUAUCGACGGACGCGUUCUGCUGUUGCCCAUCAAGGGUGCUGGAAAGUUCACAGGGAAUUUCACGCGAUGCACAGCAGAUGUGACGAUGGUUCUGGAGCCCAGAGAGAUCCUCGGAAGUGACCACAUCAUCCUGAAGCGACUUCAAAUCAAAGUGAAGGUGGGCAAAGGCUCGAUGUAUUUGGAGAACCUCUUCGGUGGUGACAAGACUCUGGGAGACAUUGUUAAUGACACUAUUAAUCAGAACUUCGAAGUUGUGAGCAGAGACAUCAUUCCGCUGAUUGAGAAGGCGCUCGAGCGACACUUCAAGAAGACGUCCAACAAAAUUCUCAGCAGAUACACGAGGGAUCAGUUGUUCCCAUAGCAAUUGGGUUAGGGUGAUUUUUUGUAUAUGAGAAAAAUAUUGUAAAUACAGCUUAUGAAGUAA